Quercus robur (English oak) is the source of this 1818-nucleotide messenger RNA. RefSeq lists its product as uncharacterized. The transcript has 2 exons. The record is from RefSeq and is a predicted model, not a curated record. Lineage: Eukaryota; Viridiplantae; Streptophyta; Magnoliopsida; Fagales; Fagaceae. The coding region runs from base 248 to 832 and encodes 194 amino acids.
UUUCCCUUCAGUGCAGUAAAUUCCUUGGUCCCUUUGAGCCAAUACUCACAUGACACGAUGUACAUAUAAUCAUCAUUGUGCCAAAACAUCUAUCUCAUAAUACUAAAUUCACCAUUAAUACCAUUCAUGGUGGUAAAAAGAAAUGGAUCAAGACAUUCUAAUUUGGAACUAGUCUAUAGCACAAACAAUAUUCAUAAACGUGAAAGUUUUCAUACUUCAAUUUUUUCCAUUUUUCUUUUGGCUUUAGAUGGAUGAUGAAGUACUGAGAGUCGAGGUGAAGAAGAUGAAGACGAUCCGAAGAGAUACAGCAGCUGUAUGUGCAAUAGCCCUGCGUAUAACAGGGUCUCUAAUCAACAUGGUCCUGCUCUUAUGGACCAUUCACUCAGGGAUUGAAAUUGCUACUGAAACUGAAGCAUAUAUGGAUUAUGAAUAUAGCCAGUGGGCUUUCCAUGUUGGAGUUGUGACCAUGUUCUUUGGUUUCUUGUUUUUGGCUCUUGGAAUUCCCAUUCUAGCAGACUUGUUUCUAAAAUUGACAGAACAGUUGCAGCAACAAGAGGAGGAAAAUGGCACUCAUCAAGCAGGUUGCAGCAGAAAGAGAAAAAGGGAAGCAGCAUUCAUAAAGGCCACAACAAAAAUGUUAAAUGUUUUGUUUAACAUUACCAAUUUAUUCUACAUCUUGUAUUAUUGCCUAUACUUCUCAAUUUAUUUACUUCUGAUUCGACUAAGAAUGAGUUCAGGCCAUGCAACAAAGUCAUUUCAUGGUUUGGGAAACUAUCUUACAUUACAAAAAAUCCAUAUCCUAUCCUAUUUUUGGACUGCUUUAGCUUUCUAAAGAUAUGCAUCCCCAACCUUAUGAUUCCUUGCCACAUCAUUGUUACAAGAUGGGAGCAAAACUUUACAUACAAGAUCUCAGUUCUCCUAUUACAGAUAUAUAUAUAUAUAUAUAUAUAUUUAAUAGUUGGUCAAAAGAAGAAAGGAUGCACUGUAAAAUAGCUAUUCAUAUAUAUUAAUCUAGAAGAUGUUAAUAUAAUCUUUGAAGUGUUUGGGAAAGUAUAUAAUGUUAGAUAUACAAUUUGUUGAUGUUCAGUCUCCUUAAGAUUUUAUGUUAGCAUGCGCACACAAACGUAUCCUAUAUGUAGCACCAUAAAUAAUGCUCUAAUGAAAGGACUAGGUCUCUCUCUCUCUCUCUCUCUCUCUCUCAUUUGCAUAAGAUUUUUGUUUUGAUAUUGGCUUUGUGAUUCUGUUACUGAUGCUGAUUGAGAUUAUCAGUGAUGAUGAUGAUGAUGAUCAAUGCCAGUGUCUUUGAUGUAUUUUUAUGGGAUGCCAAACGGUGGUUUUGAACCUUGAAUGCAUUGAGAUGCUCAUUGAUGUGUAUUUGGUUUUCCCUUGAAAUGGAUUAUUGAAAGAACCAAAGUUUCAGCUUAACAUGCUUCAUAAUUUCAAGUUCAGCAUAAUUUGUUUAAUGAAUAACUUUAAUUCUAUUAUUUGUCUUUCCCCCUCCAGAAGAAGAUUUUCCGAUCCUGGUGGACAACCAUGCUACUUUGAUCCGAGUCUUAUCCAUUAACAAUAGCCAACUUAAAAUUAUAUUCGAUUUGAUUAACAAUUUAAGUGUUACUUUUGGUGGGUUUCAUGAGUCUUAAAGGCUACUAGUAAAUGUGUCGAAUAACUAGACGAACUUGACAUAUCAAAUAAAAAUUUAUCUCAACUCCUUCUCACCCAUUACUAAUAGAACUCUAAAAAUAUUUCUUGGUAUUGACGAAGCAGGUAAUAAAGUUUAAGAAUGAAUCACUUUUUGGAGAUCCCAGCGCAAAAAUUUAC